This is a messenger RNA of Anastrepha obliqua, 1931 nucleotides long. RefSeq lists its product as uncharacterized. Gene Ontology annotation, molecular function: mRNA binding. NCBI's taxonomy places the organism in Eukaryota, Metazoa, Arthropoda, Insecta, Diptera, Tephritidae. The transcript has 8 exons. Gene Ontology annotation, biological process: regulation of alternative mRNA splicing, via spliceosome. The record is from RefSeq and is a predicted model, not a curated record. Bases 66 to 1454 code for a protein of 462 amino acids. Gene Ontology annotation, cellular component: nucleus.
GAAGUGCCGUACAGCGCGGAGUAUUGCUGUGCCAGCUGUUGAAGAAGUUGUUGAUACUAAACAAUAUGGAACUUGUUUCAAAAUCAAAUAUGAGCACCUUAGAGGAUCGUUCAACAAAAAGUAUGGAAAAACUAAAAAUGUUGGACAUAACACGAGACAGACCAGUCAAAGUGGCUGUAAAGGUGGCUGUGCCAGUGCGGGAUCAUCCAAAGUUCAAUUUCGUUGGUAAACUACUGGGCCCAAAAGGCAACUCCAUGAAACGUUUACAGGAGGAGACAAUGUGCAAAAUGGCGGUGUUAGGUCGCGGGUCGAUGCGCGAUCGCAAAAAGGAGGAAGAAUUGCGCGCCAGUGGUGACAGUCGUUAUGCACAUCUAUUCGAAGAUCUGCAUGUAGAGAUUUCAACGUUUGCAGCACCAGCAGAAGCGCACGCACGCAUAGCGUACGCGCUGGCCGAAGUGAGGAGGUUUUUGGUGCCGGACUAUCACGACGACAUACGACAGGAACAGAUGUGGGAGAUGCAAGCGCUGAGUUCCUCGUCAUCGCUAACCUACACCGAUGAUCAGCAUAGUCCCAAUCGCGGUGGUGUCACCGAUAUGGAUACAUCGAAUGAUGAGAAGCUGGAGAUGGAGCCUAACGGCAUGGAAUGUAAUACGCUCGAAAAAGCUGAUGCACAGCAGGUGAGUCUGAGCAGUGAGCAGCAACAUCUCCAGCAUCAACAACAACAACAACAACAACACCAACAGCAACAACGCAAUUUGCAUCAUUUACUACACCAACCGCCGCCAUCAACACGAGGCCCUACUACCGCAGUAGCAUUAGCGUCCCAUCACCACACCAAUCUCUUGCCAACCGGUACUGACGGUGGCCUAUGUCAGAAAUCAAAUGCCAGCAGCGCAGCAACUACAAUGAAUUCCUUCCCACUAGUGCAUCCAGCUGCAAUGACAGUUGCACUACAACACCAAUUGACCGCAGCCAGUAUUGGUAACAUGUUAAAGCCUACAGUGACUGCGGCAGGUGUGCCUACAGUGGCCGAUUUACACACAUCGGCGGCGCAACAGUCCAACACUGCCGCCGGCAUACCAUUACCCACGGAGGCUGAAACGCCCAUGGCAGCAACGUUGGGCUUGUUGGAUCCGCCCACCGGCGCGCUGCUGCAUCCGGCAUUGCGCAGUGUCAAGGCGAUUAAUAUUGCAGGUGGACUGGCACGCAAACGGCCACUUUUGGGUGUGCCACGCUCUAGCAUGAAUCCAACUAAACGCACUGUAAUGACUUUGCUGGCCAGAGCUAAAAACUCGCAGGCUUUGCAUGCGGUACGAAAUCCAAUUGCAGCAGCCACAGCGGCCAGGUUCGCUGAUCCCUUACAGAUGCUUACCUCCCCAUUCAUCUUAUCGUCUCAGCCAAUGGAUCAGUCGAUGCUGACAUUUCCUAAGGAAAGCCUGGCACAAGGAGUCUAAGUAUUUAACACAAAAAAGGUAUUUUGAAUUGAAAAAUUUUGAUCCUUAUUGAGCCCGCCUCCACCUACACACCAAUGUAUUACAAUUAAGAAAUCACAAAACAAUACAAGAAUAUUUAAUAAAUAUAUUUAAAAAAAAAAAAACCAAAAACCAAAAACUCGCCCAACGCAAAUAUAAAUAAAAACUUCAAAACACGUGAAAUGUUAAAUAAAUGAAAAAAUAAAUUAUACAGAUAUUUAUACAAUUAUACCUAAACUUAUCGGAAUGUUGAAGUUGACGGACGACACAUUACGAGUAUUAUGAAGAAACACAUCUUUAGGGACUAACUGGCAACAUAAGUGUACACGACAAGUAACUUUGCAAACAAAAACCGAAAACAAAAACAAAAACAAAAUCGCAAUAUAUUUUAUUUACACAUAAAAACUAAACACUUAAACUAUAUUACUAAAAUCAAAGCAAAAAGUAUAUAAAUAUAAG